Messenger RNA from Cladophialophora yegresii CBS 114405, 1203 nucleotides. RefSeq lists its product as uncharacterized. Gene Ontology annotation, cellular component: CCR4-NOT core complex; CCR4-NOT complex; P-body. The record is from RefSeq and is a predicted model, not a curated record. Gene Ontology annotation, biological process: mRNA catabolic process; negative regulation of translation. The transcript is spliced from 3 exons. The coding region runs from base 1 to 1203 and encodes 400 amino acids. NCBI's taxonomy places the organism in Eukaryota, Fungi, Ascomycota, Eurotiomycetes, Chaetothyriales, Herpotrichiellaceae.
AUGCUACAGACGCAGCAUCUUUACUCCCACCAGCAACAAUACAACCAGCACGAGCAGUCCGCUUGGCAGCAUAAUGGACCCCAGCAAAGUCACGCACCCUUGAGCCAUGGCCAGCAACAGGCGCAAGCCCAACUUGCUGCUGCGCAACACUACUCUCGACUCGCGGCGAACCCCAAUCACAGCUCUUCGCAUGCGCAGGCCACCAACCGGCAGGCCGUGGCCGAUAACGCGCAAAGCUCCCUUGGCGCUUCCCUCACGGCUAUGAACGAGCAGGCGGCGCCGGGCAUGGAUCAACAGCUCUCGGAAGAGAAUCGGAAGGUGCUACAAUGGGUGGCUGAGCUUCUGGACCCAAACCGAAGGGAAGGGGCGCUGAUGGAGCUGAGCAAGAAGCGGGAACAAGUGCCCGAGCUCGCUUUGGUUCUCUGGCACAGCUUUGGCGUCAUGACGAGUCUGCUUCAGGAGAUCAUCUCGGUCUAUCCUCUGCUGAACCCAAGCCAGCUCACGGCAGCAGCCAGCAACCGUGUUUGCAACGCCCUGGCCCUGCUCCAGUGUGUUGCUAGUCACAAUGAGACCAGAGGCCUCUUUCUCAACGCGCACAUCCCCUUGUUCCUGUACCCUUUUCUUAACACGACGUCGAAGUCGAGACCCUUCGAGUACCUCCGCCUCACUUCACUCGGCGUCAUUGGUGCUUUGGUCAAGAACGAGCCGUCCUCCAAUGUUUCGAUCAACCCAUCAGGGACACCUGGCGCCAAUGCCGGCAACUCCUCGCCAACAAUCACUUUCCUCUUGACGACCGAGAUCAUCCCGCUGUGCCUACGAAUCAUGGAAACCGGCAGUGAGUUGUCCAAGACGGUCGCCAUCUUCAUCGUCCAGAAGAUACUGCUUGAUGAUACGGGCCUGGGAUACAUCUGUGCCACGUACGAGCGGUUCUAUGCCGUGGGCACCGUCUUGAGCAACAUGGUCAUUGGUCUGGUCGAGACUCAGACUGUCCGGCUGCUGAAACACGUCGUUAGAUGCUUCCUGAGACUUAGCGAUAAUAAUAGAGCUCGUCAAGCGCUGCGCCAGUGCCUCCCAGAACCACUUCGAGAUGCAACGUUUUCCAACGUCCUCAGGGACGAUGCAGCCACCAAGCGAUGUCUGGCCCAACUUCUCAUCAACCUGAGCGACACUGUUACCGAUGCGCAAAACGACCAAUUUGAGUGA